AUGAAGAUCACUGCAGCUCUUGUUGCCGCCGUGAUGGCCUCUUCCGUUGCUGGCUCGCCUAUUGUCAAGCAGGCUGGUGAAUCAACUAGCGCUGUCACCAACGGAGAUGACUAUGAGCAAUCACACAUCUAUACCCGCAGCCCCAGUGAUGACUACAAACACGAGCAAUCCAUGUACGGCAAGCGUAAUGAUGGAGAUGAUUACGAGCACCGGGACUCCAUCUAUAGCAAGCGCGGCGAUGGAGACGAUUACGAGCACCGGGACUCCAUCUAUAGCAAGCGCAGCGAUGGAGAUGAGUACGAGCACCGUGAUUCCAUCUACAACAAGCGCGGUGAGGGAGAUGACUACGAGCAAGAGCACAUCUAUUACGCCAAGCGCGGUGAUGGAGAUGAUUACGAGCACCGGGACUCCAUCUAUAGCAAGCGUGGCGAUGGAGACGAUUACGAGCACCGGGACUCCAUCUAUAGCAAGCGCGGCGAUGGAGAUGAUUACGAGCAAGAGCACAUCUAUUACGCCAAGCGCGGUGAUGGAGACGACUACGAGCACCGGGAUUCUAUCUACAUCAAGCGCGGUGAUGGAGACGACUACGAGCACCGGGAAUCCAUCUACAGCAAGUAA
This is a messenger RNA of Penicillium hordei, 618 nucleotides long. RefSeq lists its product as uncharacterized. The record is from RefSeq and is a predicted model, not a curated record. Bases 1 to 618 code for a protein of 205 amino acids. The transcript has a single exon. Lineage: Eukaryota; Fungi; Ascomycota; Eurotiomycetes; Eurotiales; Aspergillaceae.